Mugil cephalus (flathead mullet) is the source of this 4521-nucleotide messenger RNA. RefSeq names its product ferrochelatase (gene fech). Gene Ontology annotation, biological process: heme biosynthetic process. The coding region runs from base 165 to 1376 and encodes 403 amino acids. NCBI's taxonomy places the organism in Eukaryota, Metazoa, Chordata, Actinopteri, Mugiliformes, Mugilidae. The record is from RefSeq and is a predicted model, not a curated record. Gene Ontology annotation, molecular function: protoporphyrin ferrochelatase activity. The transcript has 11 exons.
UUGACGGAAGUGCGACCAGCCAGCCGGUGGUAGCUGAAGGAAUCCGGCUGUCAUUCUGUUGGGGUUGGAGGUUGUCGUUGAUCUGGGAGCAGGGAGCACAAAUAUCCGGCCUUGAUUCGAGCUGCUGCAGAGACUUUUAUCGUCAGCGAAAACAGGAAAUUACCAUGAUGGCGGCCCUGGGCAGCGCUGGUCGCUUGAUCCAAUUUGCCAGGAGCAGCGUUGGCCUGAGUUUGAGGACACGCUCCACUGCUGCAGCUUUAGCCCAGACUGCCAGUCCAGAAACUCAGGAGAACAGGAAGCCCAAGACAGGCAUCCUGAUGCUGAACAUGGGGGGACCCGAGAAACUGGAAGACGUUCACGACUUCCUGCUGCGGCUCUUUAUGGACACAGACCUGAUGAAACUGCCUGUACAGAAUAAGCUGGGGCCAUUCAUCGCCAAGCGGCGCACGCCUAAGAUCCAGGAGCAGUACAGUAAGAUCGGAGGGGGCUCGCCCAUCAAACACUGGACCUCCAUGCAGGGAGAGGGCAUGGUGAAGCUGCUGGACGAUAUGUGCCCCGAGACAGCUCCUCACAAGUUCUACAUCGGCUUCCGCUACGUUCACCCGCUGACAGAGGAGGCCAUAGAGGAGAUGGAGAAGGACGGAGUGGAGAGAGCUGUGGCCUUCACACAGUAUCCUCAGUACAGCUGCUCCACCACAGGCAGCAGUCUGAACGCCAUCUACCGUUACUACAGCAACAGAGCCGACAGACCCAAAAUGCGCUGGAGUGUCAUCGACCGUUGGCCCACACACCCUCUGCUGGUGGAGUGUUUUGCAGACCACGUCCGUAAUGAACUGUUGAAGUUUCCAGAAGAGAAAAGAGACGAUGUUGUCAUCCUGUUCUCCGCACACUCCCUCCCUCUGGCUGUUGUAAACAGAGGUGACCCCUAUCCUCAGGAAGUGGGAGCCACUGUUCAGAGAGUCAUGGAGCGACUGGGACACUGUAACCCCUACAGACUGGUGUGGCAGUCCAGGGUGGGGCCCAUGCCGUGGCUCGGCCCACAGACCGACGAGGUGAUCAAAGGUUUAUGUGAACGAGGGAAGAAGAACCUCCUGCUGGUGCCCAUCGCCUUUACUUCAGACCACAUAGAGACAUUACAUGAGCUGGACAUAGAGUACGGACAGGUGCUGGGGGAAGAGUGCGGGGUGGAGAACAUCAGGAGAGCAGAGUCGCUGAAUGGAAACCCUCUCUUCAUGAAGGCCCUGGCAGAUCUGGUCCAGUCCCACCUCAAGUCCAAUGAGCCGUGUUCCCGCCAGCUGACCCUGCGCUGCCCACUGUGCACCAACCCCACCUGUGGAGAGACCAAGGCCUUCUUCGCCAACCAGAAACUCUCAUAGAAACACAUCCUCGCAUGAACGCAUACCCACACUGAUGCCUUUCCUGCAACAGGGCAGCCUGUAGAGAAACUUCAGGCCUUCUUCUAGAAAGGAAAGCUUCGUACGCACACACAAACACGCUAAGUCUCCCCAGCGAUAGUGUCCACAAAAUGCAACACCAACAAUUUACCAACGGAUUUCUGCUAAUACAACAAAACAAAAAGUCUAAAUGUAUCUGCCUAGAUAGACAACACAAAUUUAGGGUUUGGUCUUUUUAUUUGUGGAACUGAAUAUCAGGCUUAUGCUUGUAAUGGAACAGAUCCACUCUAAAUCAGCGGAUGCCCUUUGGUCAGAGUCUGUGUAGAUACAAAAACCGCAUCACAUCUCAUCAAAGCUACACCAACCCUUGCACUAUAAUUUUUUAUUACUUUUCCCUGGCUUACAUUCCGUUCCCUUAGUCCCUAAAAGUGUCCAUCAGAGACCCUGUAUCUCUUUGCUCCAGUGCUAAAUGGUCAGCCAUGAUGAAGGCACCACAAGAACCGGUGUUGUGCUUGGUUGGCUCCUUCUCUUGCUCUAACCACCCAUCCUGCUGCAACCCCUGUAAUGUGACUGGAGGAGGUUGGUGGUGCUCAUAGCUGCCUGAUACCAGAAUACCAGCUUAAAAUAGGAAAAAAGAGACAUUCUGGGCUUCAGAAUAUGAGUCUCACAAUGCACCAUUUGGAUUUCAUUACACGUUGUGUUUCAGCUGAUGUUGAGAGAUGUCUUUAAAGAUUCCAACAAUCCUCGCUGACCUCAGGCCGUUUAGUGAAGUUCGUUUUCAAAACCAGGCGGCAUGGAAUCCUCAUGAUUAUUUCAUGGGGACACCCAUGUUUCUUCUUCCCGUCCCCUCACUUAUUGCACACUGUUAGUAUAGAGCAAUUGAGAUGUAAUACAUAUGUCAAAACGUUAGUUUUAUUCAGUAACGUAUUUAGCUUUAAGCAGAGGCUCAGUGCAUGGUCUGAGGCAACAAGACCAUUCAAGUAUGUAACACUGUAGAUGUGAUGUAAGCAGAAAAUAACACGUGUUUCACGGGACAGUUGGAAAACACAAGCAUAACCCUGAGACAUUGGAAUUAUUCAUUAAAUAACUAAAUGCAGUAAACAAAGAGUGUAGUACAGUUUUUUAAUGUUUUGAUCGUUGACGUUAGUGCAGGAACUUGGCAUGAAAAACCUAACAAGUUAGUGCGCUGUAGUUGCAGAAAAACGUUGCUGCUUUGACUCCUGCUGUCCUGUUUGUUGGGAAUGAGAACCAGCAAGCGAGCGUUCAAAAUGUGGACAGUAACUUUACUUUGAUCUGCUUUUGUCCUCUUAUACCAUGAGAAUGUGCCUUUUGCACUGGCUAACUAGAAAUACUGGACUCAUGCUUUAUGUUAUUUUUUACAUGUGCUUAACCAAAAUGCUAACAUAGAAACUCCACCCUGAGAUCUCCAUUCACAUGUUCCUGCUGUGAUCCGGGCCUUCCACAGGUUCUCUUAUGUUUAAAGCCAGAACAACUGGCAGGGGCAUUAGAUAUCCCAAACUGCACAAGUUUAGCUAACAAUAAGCUAGCAAGAUAGUGGGUGCAUCAUCAAGCUAAUUAGCCACUCAGUUUGCAUUUGUAUAUUUUCUACAAGGUAACCCUGUAAACUGUGGCUACCUUAACACCACAGUGUUGUGGACAGAAGGAGACGUUGAGACUUUCUGAAAGCCAUGAUGUCUCCCACUUCCGUCUGUAAAUUUGCAGAUGGCUUAUAUAGGCUGUUUAAAAAAAAACGUGCACACAAAGCUAGCAAUUCUGAAAUGUAGUACAAAUGAUUUUCAGCCAAAUAUCAAUUGCUUUCUUUUCCGUUCUGCUAAAAUAGCACAAGCGCAGCAAAACAACAGCAAACUUAUUACUAUCUGUUACUUAGCGCCCCCUUAAUGGCUUAAAGAUUUUAAGUUGAGACGUCCUAAAGAAAAUGUUACAGAACAGAUGCUAAUGUCUGUUUGCUUUUGAAUAUUCUUAAGUCUAUAUAUUGUCGGUGUGCACAUACAAUUGAAAUUGAAAUAGCUGUAUGAACUCUUGUUAGCCACUUGCAGUUCCAGUACAGUAAGACAUCACUGGGAGCUUAUCGUAUACACAAAAAUCUGCAGUACACACAUGACACUCCACAUCUUGACAGCAGAGCUUAGGACAUGGUUGCCAUUAGUUACCUGCGACCUGUCGUCGUAAUGUUAAACAUUGAUUAAGACAUAAAGAUCUUGAAGGUCUUUGUGUUUCAUUGAUCUUAUUUAGGCAUCCUACGAGGGCGUGAGGUUCCCAGCUUUGGGUUUUAUUUCCAUAGUCCUUCUACAUUGCAGCUGUUCCACCACAGAGAAAGCCUGUACAGUUCAUUUAGCCGGUGCAUUUUUCUACUUCCAUUUUGCAGACUCAAAUGCACUUUACAACACACAUUCUCAUCCAGUACAAGCACGCUCUUCCACAGGCUUGAAAGGUCAGGAUGGCUUUUAAAGGAGCUGUUCGCUCCGUUCAGUUUCAGUAAGACGCAUGUAGAAAUUUUGUAACAUUUUUGUAACACAACAGUCAUGUUUAUGUCUCUGCUUUUGUACAAUGCCGUAAACUCAUCCGACACACGCUCGACAUUUGAAUUAAGCUCUGCUGAUAUUAUAAUAAAAAAUUAUACCGCAAUACAAAAAUAAAUUGGUCUUAAACCAAACUAUCACCUUUAUCGGAUUCUGAUAAUAUAUUUUGAUGAAAUGGAAAAAAGAUCCAGUUUGUGUGGGAAUAACCAAUAGUUCAGGUCACAGCAGAUAGACAUGCCUCUCUCUGUGUGAGGGGUGGGUGUUUCCUAAUUUAUUUUCAGUUAUACUCGUGUGUCAGGUUUGUUUUGAAAACGUUGCGUGUGUUAAGCAGUGACUGCACUGUGCAGAGUUUGUAUUGUACAUAAAACAGUCUGUCUGUAUAGCUUUUUUGUUGCUCCAUAGUAUGUUUUUUUUUUUUUGGAAGUUGUUUGGAUUUAUUUAUUUGAAUCAUUGUUUUUUUGUUCCAGAGCACACAAACCAUCUGUCCCUUCUGUGCAUUUUUUAAAACAUGACAUGGUAUUGUGGAACGACAAGUCUUCCUUUAAAAUAAAAUACUGGAAAAACAAAAUGCUGCAGGUGUAAGAAAA